AGUCGGUCCGCAAGUCCGCCGCCGGGCCCUCAGCUCCGCCUUCUGCGUCUCGGCCGGACGCGGCCGCCCUCGGAUCGGCCACCGCUGGGCGCUGCGGCCGCCCCGCCUGCUGCACGCUCCCGCCCCGCCCCCGCCGCCGCCGCCCGGUCGGUCGGUCAGUCAGUCAGUCAGUCAGUCACGGUGCGCGCGGCGCGGGAGCUGCGGGCGCUCACGGCGUCUCCGGGGAAGGAGCGCCGCGCCUGAGGAGGAGGCGGCGGCGGCGGCGGCGGGAGCGGCGGCUGCCCAGCCCUGGGCCGCUGGAGGAUCGAGCGGCUGCCGCGAUGGAUCAGUUAUCAGAUGAAGAAAUUGACCAUGGUGCUGAAGAAGACAGUGAUAAGGAAGAUCAGGACCUGGACAAAAUGUUUGGAGCCUGGCUAGGGGAGCUAGACAAACUCACUCAGAGUUUGGAUUCUGACAAGCCCAUGGAACCAGUAAAAAGAUCUCCUCUUCGUCAGGAAACAAAUAUGGCCAAUUUUUCUUAUCGCUUCUCCAUAUACAACCUGAAUGAAGCUCUGAAUCAGGGAGAAACUGUGGAUCUGGAUGCCCUGAUGGCCGAUCUUUGCUCCAUAGAGCAGGAGCUCAGCAGUAUUGGUGCAGGAAAUAGUAAGCGUCAAAUCACAGAAACAAAACCCACUCAGAAAUUACCUGCCAGCCGACAUACAUCAAAACAUGGCACUUUGAAAGGAUUGUCUUCUUCAUCUAACAGGAUAACUAAACCAUCACAUGCCAACUACUCCCUGGAUGACAUCACUGCACAGUUAGAACAGGCUUCCUUGAGCAUGGAUGAGGCUGCUCAGCAAUCUGUACUGGAGGAUACUAAGCCCUCAAUAACUAAUCAGCACAGAAGAACAGCAUCAGCAGGCACAGUGAGCGAUGCUGAAGUGCGCUCUAUUAGUAACUCCUCUCGUUCCAGCAUCACCUCUGCAACCUCCAGCAUGGAUUCUUUGGAUAUUGAUAAAGUAACACGCCCUCAAGAACUGGAUUUGACACAUCAGGGGCAGCCAGUUACUGAGGAAGAACAGGCAGCAAAAUUGAAAGCUGAGAAGAUCAGAGUUGCCCUGGAGAAAAUUAAAGAGGCACAAGUGAAAAAGUUGGUGAUUAGAGUCCACAUGUCUGAUGAUAGUUCUAAAACAAUGAUGGUGGAUGAGAGGCAGACAGUGAGACAAGUGCUGGAUAACCUAAUGGACAAAUCCCACUGCGGUUAUAGUUUAGACUGGUCGCUGGUAGAAACCAUCUCUGAAUUACAAAUGGAGAGAAUCUUUGAAGACCACGAAAACUUGGUUGAAAAUCUUCUUAAUUGGACAAGAGAUAGCCAAAACAAGCUUGUAUUUAUGGAACGUAUAGAAAAAUAUGCACUUUUCAAAAACCCACAGAAUUACCUUCUGGGGAAAAAGGAAACCGCUGAGAUGGCAGAUAGAAACAAAGAAGUGCUAUUAGAGGAAUGUUUUUGUGGAAGUUCUGUAACUGUACCAGAAAUUGAAGGAGUCCUGUGGUUGAAAGAUGAUGGCAAAAAGUCCUGGAAAAAGCGUUAUUUUCUCUUGCGAGCAUCUGGUAUCUACUAUGUCCCUAAAGGAAAAGCAAAGGUCUCUCGGGAACUGGUAUGCUUUCUCCAACUGGAUCAUGUCAAUGUUUAUUAUGGACAGGACUACCGGAACAAAUACAAAGCACCUACAGAUUAUUGUCUAGUGCUAAAGCACCCACAGAUCCAGAAGAAAUCUCAGUACAUCAAGUACCUUUGUUGUGAUGAUGUGAGGACCCUGCAUCAGUGGGUCAAUGGUAUCCGCAUUGCAAAGUACGGGAAACAGCUCUACAUGAACUAUCAAGAAGCCCUGAAGAGGACAGAGUCGGCUUAUGAUUGGACUUCCUUAUCCAGCUCCAGCAUUAAAUCAGGAUCCAGUUCUUCAAGCAUCCCAGAGUCUCAGUCAAAUCAUUCUACUCAAUCUGACAGUGGAGUAUCUGAUACUCAGCCAGCAGGACAUGUCCGCUCCCAGAGUAUUGUGAGCUCCAUCUUCUCUGAAGCCUGGAAACGUGGUACUCAGUUGGAAGAGUCCAGCAAGGCCAGAAUGGAGUCUAUGAAUCGACCCUACACUUCACUUAUGCCCCCUUUACCCCCACAGCCCAAGCUGGUCACCCCCUACACUGCCUCACAGCCUUCCCCGCCUCUACCACCCCCGCCCCCACCCCCGCCCCCGCCCCCCCCCCCUCCGCCCCCCCCACCUCCCCCACCUCUGCCCAGUCAGUCGGCACCUUCAGCUGGCUCAGCAGCCACCAUGUUCGUCAAGUACAGCACAAUAACCAGGCUGCAGAAUGCUUCUCAGCACUCAGGACCCCUGUUCAAGCCUCCGCCGCCCUCAGUGAUGCAGUCUCUGGCCUCCACCUCCCAGUCAGGAAAGCCUCAGAUCCUGGUGCCCCCCAGUGGGGUCGUUCCCCCGCCCCCACCCCCGCCCCCGCCCCCCACCCCGGGCUCAGCUAUGGCCCAGCUCAGACCGGCACCCUGUACCCCAUCCCUCCCACAGUUCAGCCCUCCACCUCCUCCACUGAAGAUCCAUCACGUUCAGCAUGCCACUCAGGUGGCCCCUCCGACGCCCCCACCACCCCCUCCUGUCCCUGCACCCCUCCCUCCCCAAGCGCCCCCCAAACCCCUUGUGACGAUGCCCCCACCGACCAGCACCAAGAUUGUGCCCCCUGUUAUGACACAGGCUGUGCCACCCACACCUGCUCCUCCAGCCCCCCCAGCAAAAAAGCAGCCAGCUUUUCCUGUGUCCCAUAUCGCACCCUCUCCCCCUGCUCCUCCUGGUCCAGUCCCCCCACCCACGUUACCCAAGCAGCAGAGCUUCUGCGUAAAACCACCUCCCUCUCCACUGUCUCCGGUGCCCUCAGUCGUGAAGCAGAUAGCCAGCCAGUUUCCGCCCCCUCCAGCCCCUCCUCCCGUGGAGCAGCCCUUCAGGCCUCCCUCCGCACAUGUGGCCCCACAGUCCCCUCCUGCUGUGAGAGCGAAACCCAAGUGGCAGCCCAGCUCUAUCCCUGUCCCCUCUCCGGAUUUCCCCCCCCCUCCUCCUGAGAGCAGCCUGGCGUUUCCCCCUCCUCCUCCCCCUCCUCCCCCCCCUCCUCCCCCUCCUCCCCCUCCCCCUCCCCCUCCUCCACCACCGGCCCCGGUCCCGGCACCCCUGACAGCUACGCCCUCAGCUUCUCCUGCCUCUGACAAAAGUGGAUCUCCAGGCAAAAAGACCAGUAAGACAUCCAGCCCCGGGGCAAAGAAACCUCCCCCAACCCCACAGCGAAACUCCAGCAUUAAGUCCAGCAGUUGCACGGAGCACCCUGAGCCCAAGAGACCCUCAGUAGACAGUCUAGUGAGCAAGUUUGCAUCGCCAGCAGAACCCUCAGGAUCUCCCAGCAAAGAGAGCCCACCACCUCCGGCGGCGCCCCCCAAACCCGGAAAACUAAAUCUUUCUGGAGUUAACCUUCCUGGAGUUCUCCAACAAGGGUGUGUGUCGACAAAAACAUCUGUCCUGAGUGGGCGCGGAAAGGACUCUGUGGUAGAAUUUCCUUCUCCUCCAUCCGAUUCCGACUUUCCACCCCCUCCACCUGAAAUAGAGCUUCCUCUGCCCCCCAUAGAGAUUCCAGCUGUAUUCUCGGGAAACACCUCUCCAAAAGUGGCAGUCGUUAAUCCUCAACCACAGCCAUGGUCCAAAACAUCAACGAAGAAGGCCCCUCCACCCACACGACCCAAACGGAACGACAGCACCCGCCUCACUCAAGCAGAGAUCUCUGAGCAGCCAGCAAUGGCCACAGUUGUGCCGCAAGUGCCCACCUCUCCCAAGUCCAGCCUUAGUGUCCAGCCUGGAUUCCUUGCCGACCUCAACAGGACACUGCAACGCAAGUCCAUCACCCGGCAUGGUUCGCUCUCCUCCUCCCGCAUGUCCAGAGCGGAACCCACGGCCACCAUGGAUGAUAUGGCAUUGCCGCCGCCCCCCCCGGAACUGCUUUCUGAUCAGCAGAAAGCCGCUUACGGAGGUAGUCAUAUAUCGGGCUAUGCAACAUUGCGGAGAGGACCCCCUCCCGCACCCCCGAAGAGAGACCAGAACACCAAGCUCUCAAGGGACUGGUAGUAGCUACCGCAGGACUUUGUUUUCAUGGUAUCUGUAAUCAGUUCUACAAUCAGCUCACCUGACACCUACGACCUCUGGUGUUCAGAGCCUCCUAGUAUGAUGUUGUUCAGGUAGUAUCCAGCUGUACGUGUGUGUACGUGUGCGUGGACACGCAUGGCUAUACAUGUACGGACAGUGUGUGUGUGUGUGUACAUAGCUGAGAGUGAGUGAGUAUUCCUUUGCUCUCCUGACCUGAAUAUGGGUUUGCAUAUUUUGGUGGAAGAGGCAUGGAAGGGGAUGCGUGUCCUGUCCCUUACGAUUUCUGUUACCUGCCACGUGGAUUGGACCAAAAACUUCUAAUCACUGACUUAGAAGGCAUUUCAUAAGUGUUCAUGUGCAGCCUCUCUGUGCAUGUUGUGUAUUAUAUAAUAAGGAAUAGAUGUAUUAUGUGCUGUUUCUCAGUUUGCGAAGACAGCAGAGUGUUUGGUGUAUCGAUGGGACUCUUGUGUUUGUUUCUUCCCCAGUUGGCUGAAGUUCAAACUGCUUGGCUGACACUUCAUCACUUAUACAUGAAGGGGCACUUUAAAUCAGGAAACUGUCAGCGUCAUGGGUGGGUCACUAGUGCAGAAUGGGGAAGUUUCCACAGAUGCUGUGUCCGUCCGCCGUUGUGCAUAGGAAGUAAACACACGAUGGAACUAAACCAUUCUAGUUGUAGUGCCGCCAUGAUCCCACCUGUAUCUAGGAUGUGUUCUGUCACAGGUAAGCUCUUUGCCUACAGUACAUGGGUGAUUUAGUACUGCAAUCCUGGAUAGUUCUUUUUGUACUGUUGGAAUCUUUUCCAUGAGCUUUGCGAAGCCUCAUCAAGCUUGGCUUCGUGAUUCUUGUUUUGAUUUGUCAUAAGGGAAUAUCUGACACAAUACCCCUGGAAUGCUCUGUCCCAGUAUGUUUUUGGGUCACCAGUUAUCUUAUAGUGUGUGCUUUAGGUAGAUGUUGAUAGUAGAGAUCUGUAGACAAUUGCUCUAUCAAAUAUACACAUCCCAUGUCCGAUACAGUGCAUCAUUACAAAAACAAAAUUAGCUUCUGAAUUGCGUCUUUUUUGUGUGUUGCUCUAGAAUGGGUGAUUAGGAAAGAAGCAGGACUGCCCCCUGUGCAGGUAUCAUUUGUCAGGUUAUGUAUGGACUGUAGUGUAUAACAGAGAAUCCACUGGAGUAUGGGACUCUCCCAGAGGAAGGGGAAAAGAGAGGUUUUUGACCAUUUCAUCCUUAGCUACUAGAGCACACUCGGAUUCUUGCUUGCUGUGGCCUGGUUGUGGAGAUUUGUCCAGGUUCCCGGGUGUUCUGGUGGAGUAGUGUAGUCCAAGUACAGUGAAUGACAUUACAUAUUCUGCAUGUGCAGUUUGGUAUAAAAUGGAAUCAUUGCUCUAAUGACACACUACAUUCUCUAUGCUUCACACUACGCUUAACACCUUUGUUGUUGUUGUUCUGUGAAUUUUCCUUGGUAUAUGAGAGAAAUAUGUACUGUCUCAUCAGUUUAUGAUGAUGAAGUGACCAUUACAAAUAAAAUGCAAUCUCAGAGCUGCUCUUAAACAAUAAAAACUAGCCAUCCCAGCAGUGAUAUACAUGAGCACAUCUUGUAAUCAAAGUCUCUACCUGUCGUGAAUAAGAAUUACCAGUGCAAACUGCAAAAAUCUUUGACAUUGUCCCAUAAGAAAAAAGUGAAGUCAGUGCAGUGGGGCAGAGAUAGUAAAGAAUUUAAGAAUAAGCUAAAGUUGUACUAUAUACACAAGAUACUCCUAUAAACCCACCUCCAAAAAAAGGACUGCAUCAGAGAGAAUAUGAAGUGGCACCUCUCCAUUGCCUAGAUCUCUAGGAUAUUAUUCAGCAGUUCCUGUGCUUAUAGAGCAAUAAGAAUAUGUACCAUUGUGCAUUUUUUAAAGCCCUGCUCUUUAAAAGAUACUUUUUGGAUCUUCUCAUUUGUUCUCAAACUUUGUGCGCUUGAUAUUUUUAGGCUUAUGAAGUGACCUUUAACACAUCGGCACUGUUAAUUUAAGCACGCACAGCAAUUUUGGUAAUGGUUGAGCACAGAUGGCCAAGCUCCGCUGUAACUCGUGAGUGAAGUAAUUUCCCACAGUUCUGCCUGCUGCCUGCACUUUUAUAUUCUAAGGAUCACCCUUAUUUGUCAGGUAAAGUGAUUAAUAGGAAUCCAGUGAUAGAAAUAUUCAUCACUAGGGUUUUUGUGGUGGUGAUGGUCUUUAUUUUAUAUGAAGGUGGACUUCAACUUUCCUGGAGGGGAAAAACAAUAAUAUUCCCUCAGUCUUCCUUCACCCAUGAUUUGGGCCCUAAGAUGCAGCCUUGCUUUAGUCAGUGUGGGGUUCCCUAGGACUUCUUGGCUUGUGUCAGUCCUGACAGCCAUCCAAACUGAUGCUCCCACAUUAUCACUUUCCUGAAAGAGCAGACAUCCUUUAGAACGCUUGCAGCACCAAGAGGAGAGCUGUGUUGUUUAUGCCCGAAUCCCAGGGCUUGUCUCCAACAGGUGGUUUUCUUUUACGUUUCUCCAAAGACAGAAAAGGCUAUUAAUCAACUUUUCCCCCCUUUGUUUUAUGUGAAACACUGCAUCAAAAAAACCCACAAAAUAAUACAUUAGAUUAUACUUCUAGCUUUUUACUCCCUAGUGGGAUUUUUGUUGGGAUGAAGUUGUGUGGAGUUCCUUUGAGAUGACUGUUAACUUUUGGAACUUCUCUCUGGUGUGUUGUUGGAGAACACGGACUGCCUUCUUCCACUGCCGUCUGCUCAGAAGCCUUCCAAACCCAUGUAUCUGCUUCUGGUCAGAGAAGAACAUCUGGGCAGCUGACUUGGCUGUACUGAGAAGUGAAUAGCGUGCUGUCGAGGGCAGUGCAAACAGGCGCCUGUUUCAGCUAGUGACUUGGUUAAUAAGUGACACCCUCCACUCCUACCACAGAUCAUUUCAGAAUUGGUGAUCACCCUGUGCUUAAGGUUUGGGUACUAAUUCUGAAGGGCAGCAGAGCCUAUUCUGUUAAUAAAUGACAUAGGGACACCCGGGUGGCUCAGUCGUUAAGCGUCUGCCUUCGGCUCAGGUCAUGAUCCCAGGGUCCUGGGAUCCAGCCCCGCAUCGGGCUCCCUGCUCCUCGGGAAGUCUGCUUCUCCCUCUCCCACUCCCCCUGCUUGUGUUCUUGCUCUCGCUGUCUCUCUUUGUCAAAUAAACAAAAUCUUUAAAAAACAAACAAAAAAAACGACAUAGGUUCUAGGUAAGAAUAUAAAUGCUAGACUCAUUGAAAUUUUAUUCAGCUGCGUUUUUACUACUCAAACACAUUAUUUCUUCAGCUGCUAUAAUAUUCCCUUAGGAUAGGUAUUCUUAUGGCUUUUAUAGGUACCCACCUAACUGUAAAUGGGAUUUUUUUUUUUCAUUUCUGGGACUUUUUAAGAUGAGAAAGAUUGGUGACUUAAAAAUUACAGGAAAUAAUUUUCACCAGAAAAUGUCAAAGUAACGUAGACGUGCCGGUGUUUUACAGCCCUCUAAAAUCAAAGUGCUCCUGCCCACUGGCAGCAUAUACUCCGCUAAGGGCCACGAACUAUCCUGGAAGUCCUCUCUCUGAAAGUUUACUUGCCACUAAAAAGUGCUGAGUUUAUCAAGAAAGUUUAUAGACAAAAUUGGGAGAUCAUGAAUAAAUAACUCCAAUACAGUGACAGCUGAGAUCAAGAUUAAUAGGAGCUGUGCAUCCAGUUAGUUUCAGAAGCUGCUCUUCUAGGAGCAUACAGCCGCUAAUAAGCUUGUGUCAAGGAUGUAAGGUAAUGAAAUAGCCUGGGAAAAAAAGUGUCAGGUAAUGGUAUGGACCGGUUUUAUUUGACUAUCAAGCCACCAACAGAACCCUUUGUCACCUUUUUUUCUUCUGCUAAAAGCAAUUUGUUACAAACACGAGGUGAAUUUAAACAAAAAACCUUUCCCCUAGUUAAUUUUUCAUAUACCUUCAAGAGCUAACAAAUUACAACUGAAAACAGUGUCUCAGAUUUUAUUCAAGUUUAGACCAGUUAAAAACCUGUAUGGCCCUAUAUGAUUAUAGGUGUAAUGAUUUGCUUUAAGUAGGUAUAAUAAUUUGGAUUUCUACACUUGAUGAGAAGAUGUCUGUUUCUAAAACUCCCUUGUAGGUUGCCAGUACCUUUUGGCACUUUUGGCUUUUGCUUAUACACUUUACAUCAAUGUGGGUUAUCCCUAGCCCUACAGGAAUAUGUGCUCACGCACCAAGUUGAGAUUUGAUGCACAGAGAGAUGCAAGUACAAUGAAAUAUCCUAUUUUUUUUAAGAUUGAUUUUCCUUUAAAAAUUCAGUAGAACAUUUCUACACUUUUAACCAGUCUAUCCCUCCAACUAAAUAAGUGCUCUGUUCUUACUGUGCCCUUGGAAGGUCUAUAUGUAAAAGAAACCUGAAAAUAAGCUGUAGAAUAAAUUUGCUAAAUAACAAUAUACUUGAUAAACACAUUAAGGGGAAAAAAUCUCCAAUUUGUUUGCUCUUUGCUGAAGAGAAGACACUAUCUGCUAUAAUCCCCAGUGCCUUGAACUCUUUUGGAGGAAUAGCAUUUAAAAAAUAUCCAACAAGCAAACUUUGAGGUGCUAAUGAAAGAGAAGGAAGAUGAGUAUUUGUAGUUUGUGCAGAAAUAGAGAAAGUGUCUGUCUCACAAGAGAUGGCUUUCAUCUACCUGAAUGGGGUCUGGCCGUUUUCUACCAAAGACAUUUAGAGAAGUGAGUCGAGUCAGGGUGAUGGCAAUUACUACAUAUUAAAAGAUGGCUAAGUUCAGAAGUGACCCUGUUGAUCACAGAUGGCUAUUAAUACCAAGCUCUUAACUGUUGAAGCCUCAACCUCUUCUUAGGCAGAACACGCUUGCAGCACUUACAGAAAGUCUUUGCAUUUUGGGAACUGUCCAUUGUUUGUCAGAUUUAUUGUAACCUAAUACCAAAAACUGCCAUUUUUCAUGAUUCCUACUUCCUAUAUAUUUUUUUCUUCUUGUAAAUAAUCCCUCCUAGAAAAUAAGCAUUAACUAGAAAAUAAGCAUUAACUGGAAUGUUUCAAAUGAUUUUGCUUAAUUUUACCAUUUGCCACUAGUGAACUCCUUUUAUAGAAAUGUACAUUUACAAUAUCAUUAGCUUGUGCUAAAUGUUGUAAAAACACUGUUUACUGUUUUAAAGGAAAGUUGCACAUAUUUAACUGGGAUUGCUCCUUUUCCCAUUUCUUGAAAAAAUGGAGUCAAGGCUUACACUGUUAUCUAGGCUGUGGGAGCUUUGCCAUAGAUAGAUAGAUACAAUGUAGGAAUAUAGUUUUUUAAAGCAUGAAAAGAAGGCAAAAGGAACUGCAUUAUAAAGUACCUAAUAGAGAACAUUAUUCAAGAUUAUGAUUAUGCACAGCUCGGUAAAGGUGAAGUUACAGUUUUUCUUUCAGCUUUGUUGCUAUUUUCUUCUGCUUAAAUGUACGCUCUCAUUUCAUUAUGUGCCUUGCUCCCUGAUUGUGCAAACCUAUAUAUAGAUAUAUAUAGAUAUAUAUAUAUGAGAGAGAGAUAUAUUCAGUACUACUGACGAUGUUUUUUUGUUUUUUUUUGUUCUACUGCUGGAUUAAGUUAUUUUCCAAAUUACCAGUUACUGUUGGUGAACUAUUGUAACGGCUUAGGACAGUAGUCAUACAGUGUAAAUUUUUGUUUGUGUUUUCAUUAUGUCUGCUUACCCAAUCCUUAAUAAAAAGAAUACAUAGA
Messenger RNA from Zalophus californianus (California sea lion), 9881 nucleotides. RefSeq names its product Ras association (RalGDS/AF-6) and pleckstrin homology domains 1 (gene RAPH1). Gene Ontology annotation, cellular component: cytosol; plasma membrane. The record is from RefSeq and is a predicted model, not a curated record. Lineage: Eukaryota; Metazoa; Chordata; Mammalia; Carnivora; Otariidae. Gene Ontology annotation, biological process: signal transduction.